This is a messenger RNA of Xenia sp. Carnegie-2017, 995 nucleotides long. RefSeq names its product elongation of very long chain fatty acids protein 4-like. NCBI's taxonomy places the organism in Eukaryota, Metazoa, Cnidaria, Anthozoa, Malacalcyonacea, Xeniidae. Gene Ontology annotation, molecular function: fatty acid elongase activity. Bases 92 to 829 code for a protein of 245 amino acids. The transcript is spliced from 3 exons. Gene Ontology annotation, cellular component: endoplasmic reticulum membrane. The record is from RefSeq and is a predicted model, not a curated record. Gene Ontology annotation, biological process: fatty acid elongation, monounsaturated fatty acid; very long-chain fatty acid biosynthetic process; fatty acid elongation, saturated fatty acid.
UUUAUAUAUGAGUGUUAAUGAAGAAGCUUUCAUAAAGAGUGCUUUCAUAAAGAAGCUUUCAUAAAGAGUGCUAAUGAUAAAGCUUUCAUAAAUGCCCAAACACUAUAGUUUUGUACGAUCUAUUUUAGGAAAAUACCUCAAUUUUUUGUGGAGGAUUGUUAACUUGCAAACGUUUCCAAUAGCUAUUGGUUAUCUGGUCAUGAUUUUCUUGUCCCCUGUGUGGAGAAAGACAGUGCGACCACUUAAGCUAAAUUUGCUCAUGGUAAUAUAUAAUUUCUCAUGCAGCAUAUUAAGUGCAUAUACUGUUGCACAAUUUGUCAUGGUGUUUGUGAAGUCAAAGGAUUUGUUUGAUAUGAACAACCAUGAAUCUCUGAAACUUCCUAUGUUUGUGUAUUGGUUGACAAAAUGGAUUGAACUAUUUGAUACUGUUUUGAUGAUUCUUCGACAUAAGGAGAGGCAAAUAUCUUUCCUUCAUGUGUACCAUCAUUGCUCUGUUUUAAUCUUAAGUGAUAUGGCAUAUCACUCUUAUCAAUGGCCGCCUGUGGGCUUUGUUCUAUGCAUGAAUUCAUUUGUCCAUGUUUUUCUUUACAUGUAUUAUGGACAGUCUGCAUUAUUUCCUGGUGAAAGACCUUGGUGGAAGAGGCGCUUAACACAACUUCAAAUUUUGCAGUUUCUUGUUGGUUUAGUUCAUCUGACUUAUGGUUAUUUUUACUAUGGAUUUUGCCUGUUUGGACCAUUUUAUGCCCUGACUAUGUUUGGUUUGUUUUCCAAUUUCUAUUAUUUCGCUUUUAUUUCAAAAAAAUCUUUAAGUAAAAAGAAAGUAAGUUGAUAUGAUAAGUGGAAGCACUACAGUAAUUAUUACUUGAAAAUGUUAAGUCGAAAAUUACUAUUUAUGAUGAUCUUUUUAAUGUUUACUCUUUGUACUCAUAUGAUAAAAAAAGUUAUCGCAACUAGUAAUUUGCUAUAUUUUGAAGCAUUCUUGACAAACUCAAAAA